AUGACGGCAGCUCAAGAAGGAACAGCUUUGAAACCUGCGCCAGCAGUCAGACCAGGCUACCAGGAAAGAGAAAAAGAAGUGAAAACCAGUUUUCAUUGCCUCCUGAACCAAAGUGGGAGAGAGGAAGAGAAGGCCACGGGAGAUGAGGAAACUGAGGCUCAUAGAAACACAGAGCAAGUGGAGGACCGGGAUAAUGGUGGGAGAGUCAGCAGCCAGUCUGAGAUGGAAGAAACAGAUACAUUACAAUUGUGGGAAAUAUCUAUUAGUUGGUAUUUAUCAAUAUUUUGUUGGAAGGGCUGA
Molecule: messenger RNA, 300 nt
Organism: Rangifer tarandus platyrhynchus (Svalbard reindeer)
Lineage: Eukaryota; Metazoa; Chordata; Mammalia; Artiodactyla; Cervidae
Source: the annotation of a GenBank genome assembly